Sesamum indicum (sesame) is the source of this 1838-nucleotide messenger RNA. Lineage: Eukaryota; Viridiplantae; Streptophyta; Magnoliopsida; Lamiales; Pedaliaceae. The record is from RefSeq and is a predicted model, not a curated record.
CGACCACGUGGCAGAAUUUCAUGCUCCCUCCCCCGCGCUUUCACUCGCGUCAAAAUUCCGCCCACCAGACACCCAAAAAUCCAAAUUCUCACUACAAUAAAACUGGGAAGCGAGACGCUAAUUCUGAUCUGAUGUACUAAUCAUGACUUCUCUCAUUCGGAAGGUUUGGGUAUCCGUCAUCACCCGAUCGGGUUCCUCCUCGGCUUCCGCCCACAUGUCCAACCCGAACCCGCUAUCGGACCACGACCGGUUCCUUCAGAUGAUGUACAUCCAGACUUCGUCUACCGGGGAGUUCGACAGGAUUCCCAUCGAUAUUUUUAUGCAGAUUCUGAAAAUUCUUGGUCCCAGAGAAUCGGCGAGAGUGAGAGCGGUGUGCAAAGCCUGGAAAUUUUUAGUGUCGGAUAAUCGGCUUUGGAUUUAUUUUCUGCAGAAUCAGCCGGAGCCCUGGGACUCCGUUUUCUUUUCCGAAACUCACUUGCGAUCGGGUUAUCCUCUUCAAGUUUUUCCUUCUCAGAUGCACGAUCUAUCAUUUAUGCAUAUUUAUGGUCAGCGCGUGGAAGUCCCUGGAGCUCUUAUAAUUGAUGGUGGCUCAGGGUAUUGUAAAUAUGGGUGGAGCAAAUAUACCUCUCCAUCCGGGAGGUCAGCAACAUUUUUGGAAUUUGGAAAUAUCGAGUCUCCAAUGCCUUCUAGACUUAGACAUUUCUUUUCAACAAUUUGCAACAGGAUGCAGGUGAAAGCAUCAACACAACCAAUUGUUGUAUCAAUACCACUCUGUCAUUAUGAUAAUACUGAGUCUGCAAAAAGUUCUCGAAGACAACUAAAGGAUGCCAUCUACUCAACUUUAUUUGAUAUGAAUGUCCCUGCUGUAUGUGCCAUCAAUCAGGCCACCUUGGCUCUCUUUGCGGCAAGGCGAACUUCAGGAGUUGUCGUCAAUGUGGGUUUCCAUCAAAUCUCUGUCGUUCCAAUUUUACAUGGCAAGGUGAUGCAUAAAGUGGGUGUAGAAGUUGUAGGAAUGGGAGCGUUGAAACUGACAGGAUUCCUUAGGGAUCGGAUGCAACAGAACAAUAUACAUUUUGAUUCACUUUAUACUGUCCGCACGUUGAAGGAGAACCUAUGCUAUGUUGCUCUUGAUUAUGAAGCUGAAUUGUCCAAAGAUACACAGGCAUCUUUUGCAGUUACUUCAAACAAUUGGUUUACGCUUUCAAAGGAACGCUUUCAAACUGGGGAGAUAUUAUUCCAGAUGCAGGCAAUGGGUCUGCAUCAGGCUGUGGCACUAUGCAUGGAUCACUGCCAUGACGCCGAAUUAACUGGCGAUGAUAAUUGGUAUAAAACUGUAGUGUUGACCGGGGGUACUGCAUGUUUGCCAGGAUUAGCAGCAAGACUAGAGAAAGAACUGUAUGGCCUUCUACCACCUUCCAUAUCCAGUGGAAUUCGGGUUCUUCCUCCUCCUUAUGGUACAGAUUCUGCAUGGUAUGGAGCAAAGCUUGUUAGCAAUUUGAGCACGUUUUAUAGAUCUUGGUGCAUGACUAAGAAGCAAUUUCGGCAUUGGUCCAAACGCAAGCUGAUUUGGUGAACCCCUUCACAUGAAGCAGCCAAGGUAGUAGCAAAUCAGUGUGAACCUAGAUAUGUAUCCCAUAAGUAAGCAGAUUCUUUAUGUAAGUGAGUGUUUGAUUUAAAAAUUUGAAGCUCCAUUCUUUGGGUUAUAUCUGCUGUUAUAGAUAAGAGCUUCGUCUACAUUGGAAUUAUCUCUGUAAGACCUGCAAAGAAAUGAAAGCAAUGUAUAGACAUACUUGGCACUACCAAUAAAUUACCCUUCGCCGGGGUCCUCAAUUCGUCUA